Molecule: messenger RNA, 4566 nt
Organism: Eremothecium gossypii ATCC 10895
Lineage: Eukaryota; Fungi; Ascomycota; Saccharomycetes; Saccharomycetales; Saccharomycetaceae
Gene: ECM5
Product: Ecm5p
Exons: 1
Coding region: 1-4566 (1521 amino acids)
Biological process (GO): chromatin remodeling
Cellular component (GO): nucleus
Molecular function (GO): histone H3K4me/H3K4me2/H3K4me3 demethylase activity; DNA binding
Source: RefSeq, marked provisional
AUGAAGAUGAAGCAUCAGGUGACAGCAGAUGAGAUAGCGUGUCACAGUGAAAUGAUAUCCUCAUCACCUCUCGGCUGUUCGACCUUGGACUCGAGCAGGACACUGCAGGGCGAGAUAUCAGAUGUCGAAAGUGCGAAGAUAAAGAGUUGCGGGGCGAAUGGGACGGUUGAGCCAAUUAAGGAGGGUGGUGUAGGGUACGUGCAUGGCGGUGCGCCGCGGACGAGCAGGUUCAUGAAGAGCUUGGACUCGUCGGGACCGGCGGUGAACGCGCACCACUGCAAUCCGUACCUGUAUACGCAGCACAAGACGCGUCCCAAUGCGCCGUUUGACAUGUUGCACGUUCGGACGAAAAACCUUGUGCGUAGCUGCCGGGAGGUGGAAAAAGGCUCUGUCAGUGGGUUCGAAUAUAGUGUGCAGGACGGGUCGAUACCGGUAUUUCGUGUAGCGAAACAGCAGCUGCCGGAUCCACACGUGUUUUACGAGGCUGUGCGUAGCAUAGGCGAGAAGUACGGCGCGGUGAAGUUGCACAUCCACGAGGAGCACGAUGACGCGAUGCGCUUGGGGAGCCAUGUUUUGUCGCAGUCGUCUGUGCUGAAUGAUUUCACGUUGAAUACCGAGUACUUUUGGUUCAAGGCACGGAGGCAGUAUAUGAACUCGCCCAGCAAUGAGAACAGCAAGCGGCUUGAGUUCCACCGCCGGCUGUAUCGGUUUUACAGAGAAGGUGCCAAGGCGGCAGAAGGUUCCACCAAGGGAAAACGACUGAUAGGCAAGAUCCCCAGCAUUGACAAACGCACACUAGAUUUGUACCGCUUAUGGAACUGCGUGCAACUGCGUGGUGGCUUCAAGACAGUGUGUCAGAAGAAGUUAUGGGCUCAAUUAGGCAGAGAGCUUGGGUAUUCCGGGCGUAUCAUGAGCUCAUUAUCUACUUCUCUAAGAUCUGCAUAUUCGAAGGUCUUCAGUGACUUUGAUGCUUGGGAGCUCGAGCAACGUAAGAAUACCGACGAAUCCUCUUCACAACCAUCGGACUUUUCGCAUAUCAAACAAGAAACACGGGUAGAUAGUGAUAUAGGUGGGAAGCGGCCUCUGGAUAGGGAGGGACAUACUGAAGACAGCCAGAAAAGAAAGAAACAGCAUACAGUAUUCCAGAAGGUGUUUGAACUGGGCGGGUCUAGCGCCGAAUUUACAAGAGUUAGAGACGUCAAACGAUGUAAGGGCCUUAAUACGAACUUUGAAAACGUUACAGAAGCGAUUCCGGGGCUCACGGAACCCGACCAAUCAACGUUGCCCGGCUACAACUUCAGCUUUUGGCAGUCGGGGAUGGAGAUAUAUGACAAGUCGUGUUAUGAAACCAAGAACUCUCCAAUCUAUAAUUUGCGGCAGUACUAUGAAAAGAGUUGCAGACAUUUUGACUUGAUACAGACUCAAUAUAGUGACAUUAUUCCUCAGGUUACCUCUUGGACGGACAAGAUCGAGCUUCAACAGUUUGAAGACCUCUAUUUCAGUAUUUUGGCGGAUCCUACCAAUUCUCUGGAUAUAGACUCAGGGAUUGAUUUGCCGGGCAUAAUACAUGGUUCGGGUUUUCGUACAAUAUCUAGGAAUAGUGAUAACACAGCCGAACUGUUAGACCCUUGGAAUAUUAACAAUGUUCCGCUUGCUGCAAAUUCGCUAUUAAGCUACUUGGAUAUAGAUUACGGCUGCUUGACAAGGCCGAAAAUGCACGUCGGAAUGACAUUUUCCACCAGAGGUUGGUCGCUUGGGGACCAAUAUUUGCCAACAAUUGAAUAUAAUCAUCUAGGGUGCUCUUUGCUCUGGUACUUUAUUGCCCCUGAGUCACAGGAAGCGUUCGAGAAACUUGUUGAAGAGAUUAAUUUGGGUAAAAGGGAUCACCCAACGGAUGAACUCGAUGUUGACCCAGAAUUCAAGAAAUCUGAGUUUUACAAUAGCUAUCUUGAAACAAAUAUGAGGAACCGUUUAAAUGAUACACAUAAACUGCGGAGUAAAAAUGGGUCUCAUAUGUUUGGGCAAGCUGCGCGUGGACCGAAGUCGUAUCUAUUACCUAAUGAUAUUCAGAUCCAUCCUGAAGAGUUACAGAAACGAGGCAUCAAAUUCUACAAUGCUAUUCAAGAGGCAAAGACGUUCAUAAUAAAAUAUCCUCGCGCAUACAACACUUCCAUUGCUGCCGGGUUCCAUGUUUCGGAGAGCUGCUAUUUGGCUCCAGAGUCGUGGCUUUCACAUUUAGUUCCGAGCGACAAGUGGUUUUCUGAUCGCGCAAUGCUGCAAAGUAUCAACGUGUUCCAGUUCCUUCACAAUAUAAUGACUCGCUGCAAAAGCCCCGACGUGGUGCUAUAUGCUAAAAGACUUUUGGCCGAGUAUUCAAUCGAGGAGUUGGAAAAUCGUAAGAAGCUUGUAAAACACUUUCCGGAUAUGAAGAUUGUUGCUAACACGUUCGAUUUUAUAUCGGACGAGGAUUUAGGUUUCACUGGGGCAUCGAAAGUGCUUUUAACGACUUCUUCUGACUGCAUUACGCUAUCAAUCAAGAGUUUUCUGACGCAGUUGCACGAUGAGACUGCGUCGCUGAGGGACGUUAUCCGCGGCAUCUCAAAGGAUGAGGUGCACUUGUCCAUGCACACCUUUUUUUCAGACAAACUGCUGGAGUGUCUAAUAAAUGAUGUUGACGACCCUGCGUCCCCUAUAGAGAAACUUGCUGAUGUUGAAGCCGAACUAACAGCUCUCAUCACACGCUACCCGGGCCGUGUACCUCUUUCGAAGCUUCUUCCUUUUAUUCAUGUGCAUCAUGCAUCGAACAACCCACGGAUAUCAGAAGUGCGCCAAUAUCUGCGUGAGCUCGAGCCAAUCAUUACCGAUUGUCGCCUAUUCCUUGAUACUUUGCAUCCGGCGAGUGAGAAGAUAGUUUAUGGAUCUGGCUUCAACAUACGAGAACUACCGACUUUGAAUUUUCAGAACUCGGCUAAAGAUUUGCAGCGACUGUGUGCGCAGCUUCGUCCCCUUUCUGUUGAGUUUGAGGAAAUGACCCAUGUGUUUGCGUUAAUGCAUCAAUUCCAAUGUUUCCAUCGCCAGGCUUCUGUCGCCCUUCACGCAGAUGAUCUGGAAGCUAUGAAAAGCGCUUACGAAUUCGGUAUCUCCAUAGGGAUAUCCACUCCCCUGAUUCCAUCGCUUGCUGCACAGAUUCUGCGAACGCAUUGGCUUCAUGUCUUCGAUCUUGCAAUUGUACGUCGGAGCCCUUCUUGCUAUCAAGAUUACCAGAAUUACAAUUUGAGCGACAUGUACCGUUUCCUGCGCCUGGGCAUCCGUUACCUCAACGCAAAUCUACACAAGGACAAACUGCAGAAGAUUAGCAGCCUAUUAAAAUCGUCACAGGCGCUCAUCCAGCGAGCCAAUGCCUUCUUUAAAAAGAAAAAUUACCGAGUUUCGCUCAAUGACGUAGAGCUAAUAAUGGAAAAAUUGAGCUGCGAUUUUAUUCCCCUGAACCCAACCUUUGUCGAUGGUCUAACUAAGCUGAUGGCCGCCGUGAAGUCUACGAAGCAGUCCAUUGCCCCAAGCUGGUCUCGGCUAGCCGUUCGCGGCGACCAUGUCACGCAGUUCGUGCGGCACUUUCGCGACGGCGAUGACGCGGCGCUAUCGCAGAUAUGCCAGUUCGAUGGCUCGGAAGAGGACAAGCGUAUCUCGAUGGAGGAGAUCGCCCAGGAGAAAGAGCCGCAGCUCUUUGGAAGGUAUGUGAAGGAGUGCAGAGCCUGGCUGCAGGAUCUGAACAAGUUGGUCCCGAACGCCCGCGCGACACUCGAGGGCCUUCUGGAACAAGACCUGCGCUGCUUCGAACUGGCAAAAGACGAGUACCUGCCGCUGGAGCACAGCCAGCGCCAGUCCGUGUACUGCUUCUGUCGCCAGGGGGAUGUUGGAAGCACCAUGGUCGAGUGCGAAAUCUGCCGCGAGUGGUACCACGUCGCCUGCAUAAACCGCGGCCGAUGGGCGCUGCCCGAAGACGACCGGUGCGUCUUCCUGUGCAUGAUCUGCCAUCCAGAGCCCGCAGAGCGCCCCCGUAAGGUCCCGCUCCAGGACCUGCUCGAGCUGCUGUGCCGGUCCGCGUCCUUGCACGUUAUCCCAGAUCGCGUGCUCCUUCAGCGCCUGUUCGAACUCGCCGGCUGCGCCCUCUCCUUCCGCCGGCAUCUCCGCCGCGAGCUCUUCGACAACUCCAACGUCCGCUGGGGCGUCUCCGUGCACAAGCUCAAGUUCUACCUACGCAAGCUCGAGGGCGCGCGCUGCGAGCUGACCUCCGAGCUCGCCACCUUGCGUGAUGUGGUCAAGGAGCACGAUCUACAGAAGCUGCACAAGCUGCGCAACGCCAACUGCGUUCCUGUCACCGGCUAUGAGAAACUCACCGCCCGCAAACAGCGCACCCCGUUGCCGCAGCUGCCCGCAGAGCCCGCCGCGCCUUCCGUGGACAUUAAACCAGAUCCCGACACGGCUGCCAAGUGCGCGGUGUCUUCUGCUCCCCGUCGCAUUGGCAUCGCAGACCUGCUUUCGCCAUUACCGGAGGACACAUGCUAG